Messenger RNA from Triticum aestivum (bread wheat), 900 nucleotides. RefSeq lists its product as uncharacterized. The record is from RefSeq and is a predicted model, not a curated record. The coding region runs from base 158 to 757 and encodes 199 amino acids. The transcript has a single exon. NCBI's taxonomy places the organism in Eukaryota, Viridiplantae, Streptophyta, Magnoliopsida, Poales, Poaceae.
AUGUAGAAACCCCACGUCCCCGCCUACAAUUUCCAUUUUGCAACGUGCGGCAGCUUUCAAGGCCCCGUGCAGGCAGCGGAGCCACGCAUCGACCACCGAAAGUUAUCCAAAACCAGCGGCAAACCAGGAGGGGAGCCAGCCAAGCAGCCGCGCGACGAUGAAGUGCUGGUGCACACAUGCGCCCAAGGGAGCAAUGGCGACGCCGCUCUCCAGCCCCUUCUCCGUCCCCACCCUCCGCGCCCCGCUCUGGCACGGCCGCCUCCACGCGCCUCUCCGGGCAAGCUCCGGCGAUGACGCCGCCGCCGGGCCGGAGACGCCGGCCCCGGUCGCCACCGCCCCCGCCGCGGACGAGGAGUUCGAGAAGCGCGUCCUGCAGCUGAAGUCCCGCGUCGGGCCCAAGAAGCGGGGUAGCGCCGGGGCGCGCAAGAGGAAGGCGGCCGCCGAGUCCAACGCCGUCACGCUGCCGCCGGUGCCGCUGCGGGAGCCCCGGUCGGCCCUCGGCCUGCCCGUGGAGUUCGGCUUCACCGCCUACAGCGAGCGGCUCAACGGCCUGCUGGCCACGGUGGGCCUCACCGCGCUGCUGCUGGUGGAGCUCGGCUCCGGCAAGUCCCUGGUGAAGUACCACCAGGCGCCCACGCUGUUCCUGCAGGUGUACACGAUCGUCGCGACCGGCACCGUGUACGUCAAGUACGAGAAGGAGCGGAUCAGCGUCUGGCCGGCGCCGGCGCCGCCCAAGGCGCCGACGAGCGGGGAAUGAGCUUGGUUGGUUUUGGUCUCGUCGGUAGGAUGCUUCCAUUUUGUAAUUUAUUACGUACAACCUCCGGAGUUGCCGAGCUGUGCUGUAAAAACUGAAAUUGCUUAACCACGCGAGUUCAAAAAAAUACAGAAUGUUUACUUACA